AGACUUCAUUUAUCGGGACAUGUAACUCAACGUCCUGUUACUGUUAAGUAUCGUUUCUGGGAGGGAACAUGCGGCCACUCUGUCUUCUUGCACUUGCGGUUUCGGCAUUACUUAUCGCCGACGCGCUAGCAUUACCUCGGCGCCCCCGGCCUCGGGUGCAUCGUAAUGAUGCCGUAUGGAGUCAGGGUUGCUUGACCGAGAAAUACUACACGCAGCGAUUGGACCACUUUCAUUGGGUGCGCGACGCUGCUGAACAGCCAACAUUCGCGCAGCGAUAUUUCGUGUGUGAAAAGUAUUGGUCCAAUGGGCCGGGCGGCGUCCGCGGCCCCAUCUUCUUCUACGCGGGCAACGAGGCGAAUGUGGAGCUGUACGUCAAUGUUACGGGGCUCAUCUGGGAGAAUGCACAGGCAUUCGGCGCACUGAUCAUUUUUGUUGAGCAUCGGUACUACGGCAAGACGCAGCCCUUCGGCCCCGACAGCUGGCAGGUGGACCCCUCCUACCUUACGGUGGAGCAGGCGCUGGCGGACUACGCCGCCCUGCUGUGGCACCUCAAGGCCGACAGCCCCGCCGGCGGCGCCGCGGACUCGCCCGUCAUUGCCUUCGGGGGCUCGUACGGCGGAAUGUUGUCGGCUUGGAUGCGUGUGAAAUACCCGCACAUCAUCGCUGGCGCGGUGGCGGCGUCGGCGCCAGUGGCGGCGUUCCCCGGCGUGCCGGGGUGGCGGCCGCAGCGGUUCUGGGAGCUCGUCACCUACGACGCCACGCCCGCCGCCGGCUCCGCGCCCGAGUGUGUGACCAACGUGCGUCUGGCGUUUGGCAACCUGCGGCAGCUGUCGCGCUUCGCGGAGGGCCGGGCGGCGCUGAGCCAGCUGCUGCGGCUGUGCAAGCCGCUGGCGGAUGAGGGGGAGGCGCUGGAUGCCGCGUACUGGCUGCAGGGCGCCUUCGACGCCUUCGCCAUGGGCAACUACCCCUUCCCCUCCUCCUACAUCUCCGACAACCCCGACCGCCCGCUGCCCGCCUGGCCCAUGCGCGCCGCCUGCACGCACAUGGUGGUGGGCAGGUCCACAAAGCCCUCCACCCUGAUAGAGGCCCUUCGCGACGCCGCCGCGGUGUUGUACAACGUGACCGGCGACGUGCAGUGCUUCGACCUGCAGACGUCGGGGCCGGCGGCCGGCAACCAGGGCCCCUGGGACUACCAGUGGUGCACCGAGCUGAUGGGCCAGGAGUUGCCGUACUAUCCAACCACAGGCGUCACGGACAUGUUCUGGGACCAGGGCCCCUUCAACCUGAGUGUGAUUGAGGCCCACUGCCGCGAGGCCUGGGGCGUCACACCCCGACCCGACUGGGGCGCCAUCGCGUACGGCGGUCUGGACUACCGCUACGCCUCCAACAUCGUGUUCAGCAACGGCGGCUACGACCCCUGGAGCGCCUUCGGUGUGCUCAGCAACGUGAGCGACAGCGUGGUGGCCAUCAGCAUACCCGAGGGCGCCCACCACCUGGACCUCAUGUACUCCACCCCCUCCGACCCGCCCUCCGUGGUGGCGGCGCGGCGGCAGGAGAUGGCGCUGGUGCGGACCUGGAUCCAGCAGCACCAGGCCGCACGCCUCCACACCAGCAGCAGCAGAGGCAGCAGCAGCAGUAGCAGCACCGGCGCCGGUGGCGGCGUUAGUGGCGGCGGCAGCGUGCUCAGCAGCAGCGGUGGCGGCAGCAGCGGCACUGGCGCUGACAGCAGUUGACGGUCCGUUGUUGUGUCGUUGACCAGCGCCAGCCCCAUUCCCAACCACCCGAAUCAACCUCUGGGGCAGGCGGAGAUUCAUGGGUUGAAUUCCGGGUGUCGGGGCGUGCGAGGCUGCAUCAAGCAUGGGCUACAGAGCAGGGCUUGCAGCUUUGGGGAGCCGGGUGGGCCCGGUGGGGCUUGAGGCCCCCAGAACGCUGAGAAUGAGGCAUGUUUAGGCCCUUGCAAUUUGAUACCAAGGGCAAGAACGCGGGGUGGGCCCUUCUCGCCAGCGGCGGCGGGCCGGUAAGCCCUGCUAUCAAGCACAAGGAAGCACGCAGGGCCGCGUUGUGUAUGCAACAUUUAUAACUCUGUUGUUGUUGUUGUUGUUGUUGUUGUUGUUGUUGUUGUUGUUGUUGUUGUUGUUGUUGUUGUUGUUGUUGUUGUUGAUAACUGACCUGUGCUGCGCUAGAUUCCCGUGUAUGCCUUUGCACAACGCCACACUUGAGGCACUGCCCUAUAGACUAGGACUCAUGCCACUGGCACGGACGCGUAAGAGCAGUGAAGCGUCUGCCGAAGGGGGUGCGGCUUAUGCGUGCAGUGUGCUGGGAAACGGUUUGCACAGCUUGCAAGCGAGUACCAUGGUCACCAGUGUAAGGCUGGGAUGAUGUCCUCAGUCCAGCUUCGGCCGGCGUGACACUGUUGCGGGGCUUCUACGGGUUAACUGCCUGGACUGCUGGAUUUCACUGCCGGCUGUGCGCCCUUCCGCGCAAAUCUUCUAAUGCAUGGAUACCCACCGACA
Chlamydomonas reinhardtii is the source of this 2513-nucleotide messenger RNA. RefSeq lists its product as uncharacterized. Gene Ontology annotation, biological process: proteolysis. The record is from RefSeq and is a predicted model, not a curated record. The transcript has 15 exons. Lineage: Eukaryota; Viridiplantae; Chlorophyta; Chlorophyceae; Chlamydomonadales; Chlamydomonadaceae. Gene Ontology annotation, molecular function: serine-type exopeptidase activity; dipeptidyl-peptidase activity. The coding region runs from base 69 to 1733 and encodes 554 amino acids.